Molecule: messenger RNA, 1950 nt
Organism: Triplophysa rosa
Lineage: Eukaryota; Metazoa; Chordata; Actinopteri; Cypriniformes; Nemacheilidae
Exons: 10
Coding region: 41-1411 (456 amino acids)
Biological process (GO): monoatomic ion transport; synaptic transmission, glutamatergic; modulation of chemical synaptic transmission
Cellular component (GO): plasma membrane; postsynaptic membrane; dendritic spine
Molecular function (GO): transmitter-gated monoatomic ion channel activity involved in regulation of postsynaptic membrane potential; AMPA glutamate receptor activity
Source: RefSeq, a predicted model, not a curated record
ACAUUGAGCAAUAACACGAGGCUGAGCACUCUUUGGUAAAAUGGCUCCAUUAGGACUCAUAAUGUUCUCAUCGGUGCUGCUGGCUGGAGUCUGGGCUGCAGGACCAAAAACAUUGAAGGUGACAUCGAUCAAGGAAGAACCGUACGCGAUGUCUAAAGGCUCUGAGCUGGAGGGCUUCUGUAUUGACCUGCUCUCAGCCCUCUCAAAGAAACUGGACUUUAAGUACAGCAUUCAGCUGGUGAAGGACGGUCGGUACGGUGCGAUGGAUGACAGAGGACAGUGGAGCGGAAUGAUCGGAGAGGUCAUCCGAGGGGAGGCAGAUAUAGCUGUGGCACCGCUCACUGUUAUAGCUAAACGUGAGAUGGCCGUGGACAUGAGCAAACCCUUCAUGCAGACGGGCCUCAGCUUCAUCCUGAGGAAAGAUCUGCUCUCAGAAGACUCACAGUUUCUCAGUCUUCUCAAGCUCUUCUCCACUGACAUGUGGAUGGGUGUACUGGUCGCUUACCUCCUCACCUCUGUCUGUAUCUUCUUAGUGGCAAGGAUUAGUCCGUGUGAAUGGGAGCAACCAGAGAAAGAGCAGAAUUCAUUUACACUCUCUCACAGUUUUUGGUAUACUGUUGGAGCGCUGACUCUUCAGGGUGCGGGUCCUCACCCCAGGGCUCUCUCGGGACGGGUCAUCACCGCCAUCUGGUGGCUCUUCUCAUUGGUGCUGUUGGCCUCUUUCUUCGCCAGUCUCAGCUCAUGGCUUCAUUCAGACAGCCAAGAGCUGUCCAUCAAGAGCUUUGAAGACCUCGCCAACCAAAACGUCGUGGAGUACGGCACCAUUAAAGAUUCCUCCUCUAUGAGCUUCUUCAAGAACUCAAACAACCCCACGCACCGCCGAAUCUACGAGCACAUGCAGAAAGCUCAGAGUUAUUCCCUCAACGCAGACGAAGGCUUCCGUAAGGCUCAGAAAGGAAGCUACGCCUUCAUCGGCGAGUCUGUGUCUCUGGACCUGGCCGUGGCCAGAUACUGUAACCUCACACGAGCCCCUGAAAUCAUCGGCAUGAGAGGAUACAGCAUCGCCGCUCCGCUAGGUUCUCCUCUGAUGAAGAAUCUGAGUGUUGCUAUUCUCAGUCUCAGUGAAUCGGGCGAGCUGGAUUAUUUGCGCAGUAAGUGGUGGGCGAGCAGUUGUGUGGCUCGGGACGGUAAGAGCGCUCCGCUGAAGGCCGGCAGUCUGAAGGGAAUCUUCUUGUUACUGGCACUGGGUCUGGGUCUGGGGCUUUUCAUUGCUCUCAUGGAACUGGCCACCAAAUCACGCAGCGUCGCUAAAUCUCAGCAGAAAUCCUGCUGCUCUGUGCUGUCGGCUGAACUCAGUCAACGCUUCAGAGGUGGAGACGUCACAUCAGCCGAAGAGAAGAGCAAAGCUUAAAGCGCAGCGACACACACACACACACACACACACGUAUUCAUCUCAACAUCACCACCACACACACGUUCACAUCCACAUCGCUCAAUAAAUAACAAGUCACAAUCAAAAGAGAAACACAAGGUAUGACGUUUUGCUUGAAAACAGAAACCAUCAGGUUCUCCAUAUACAGUAUAUAUUUUGGAUGACCUGUGGACCCUGAUGAAGGCCGACUGGUGUUUUUAAUACGUAGGCCUGAAAAUAAACAUAAUAUUCAAGCAUUUCAUUAGCAGCCAAGAGCUGUCAGUACACCUUAAUAAACAUGUUUAACAGCUCAAUGACAUAAUAUUUGUGUUUAGUUGUAGUGGAGCAGAUUUCAAUUGACAUUCAACCUGUUUCUUUUGGGGUUUGUGGCGUUUUUGUAAUAGCAGAACAAUGUGUGUUAAGUUUCCAUAGAUGACUAAACUGUAGUUUAAGAGAGGAUUUGAAUCUCGUGUCUACUGUGUAAAUCCACACCCUGAUGUUAUUGUGCCCUUAAAGAAUUAAAUAUAACGCUGAAAGAU